Messenger RNA from Lolium perenne, 2079 nucleotides. RefSeq lists its product as uncharacterized. Lineage: Eukaryota; Viridiplantae; Streptophyta; Magnoliopsida; Poales; Poaceae. The record is from RefSeq and is a predicted model, not a curated record.
UUCUCCCACAAAGUUGUUCUUCUAUCCUCUUCUAGAAGCCUUCGCUCCAGCGCUGUGCGUUCCCCUUCCCCUUUGCGGCCACCGCCCGUCGGCCGGACGGGAUGGACGCGGCGGCGCGGCGCGCGAAGCCGAAUCGGGGCAGGCCGCUCGUCCCUCCCAACUACGUCAGCCUCCGGGACCUCCGGGAGCUCCGCCUCAAGGAGAAGGAGGAGCAGCGGCGGCGGGAGGAGGAGGAGGCCGCCGCCAGGAGGGUCAGGGAGGAUCAGCGGAAGCGUCAGGAGGAGGAGGAGGAGGCCGCGGCCAGGAGGUUUGUCGAGGAGCGGCGGCGGCGGGAGGAGGAGGAGAAGGCGAGGAGGGCUAGGGCUGCUGCGGCGGCCCCGGCGCCGGCGCCGGCGCCGGAGAUGAGGGCCUCGUCGAGUACUUCCUCCUUCAGGUCUAAUGAGAGGGCCCGCGGAGGGCAGCGGUUGGUGGUCGUGGCGGAUCGACCGCCGCCGCGGCGAGAGGAGGUUACUGCCUUGAAGAUUGAUGUCCGUGGCAACAAGGGGCCGGACGGCGGCCCGGCCAAUGCACCCCCAGGGGGUGGCUUCAAGGCGCAGGUCUCCGCGGGUCCAGGCGAGCCAGCCAAGCCUGCUGCCGCAUCAUCUCGCGCCGGCAAGCCAGAGGAAAAGAGGAAGGGGGAGGCCUCAGGAAUUCAGGGCACAGCACCGGGGACCAACAGUGCGCCAGGCGAGCUGGUGGACAUUGCAUCAUAUCGAGGCCCAGGCAGGCCGAGGCACAGACACCAGGGGAGGAAGAAGGGAUUGGAUGGCCGGAGUACAGAAACAGCCAUGACUAGUUCGAUUGGUGAGGCGGUGGAGGCAUCGUCACUGCCAGUAGUCAAUCAGGAAAGCAAGGGCAAGAGUCGACCGGGUGACCGGAGCAAUGAGACAGCCCCAGCCAGCAUACCGGGCAAAGCGGCUGAGGCAUCACCGCCGCGAGGCGUCAAGUCGGACAACAAGAGGAAGGAGAAACCCUCGGGAGGCAGGCAGGCGAGCACGGCACCGGGCAGUGAUAUGCCGGAUGGCAAGAAGGUGGAGGCCUCAGUAAGUGAGGGCACAGCAUCUGGGGUGAGCAGCGUGUCAAGCGAGCACGCCGAUGCAGACGUUGCAUCAUGCCGACUGCCCCUCAAGCCGAUGUAUAGGCGCAAGGGGAAGAAGGGAUUUGAUGCCCGGAGCGUAGAAACAGCCACAACCAAUGUGGCUGGCAAGACUACAGACACAUCAUCAUUUGGAGGCGUAAAUUUGGAGAUUAAAGGGAAUAAGGGAUUGACUGAGCAAGGCACAGAAACAGCCUUGCCUAUGAUGUCAAGCAAGGCAGCUGACGCUUCACUAGCUCGAGGCUUCAAGUCAGAGAACAAGCUGAGGAAUGAACCCUCAGCAGGCAGGCAUGCAGGCAUGCCACCAAGCACCGCUUGUCGUGAUGGAAUGAAGACUCAGCCCUGUCCGGCCGCUGUGGGCAGCGGUAGCCAGAGGAGCAGCGGUGGUGGCCAAGGGACCACCUGGGAGGCAAAAACAGAGGGCCUUCAGGGAAAACAGAGAGCGGAGGAGGUGAAGGCACAAUCGCAUCCGGCUGCUGAGAGCAGUGGCUAUUUAAGAAGCAGCAGCGAUCAAGGGAUGAUCCAGGCGGCAAAACCCGAGGGCUCCGGGGAGAAGCAGCGCGUGGUGGAGAUGAGAACCGCAUCCCAGCUGAAGCCAAGGAAUAUGAGGAACUCCGGUAGGCAGUGGCCUGGCGAUCACAGCCGAGUGAAUUUCGCCGCAAGGCAGAACAGCAUGGUCUGGAUGCCCAAGGCUGCUGCCGCGCCAGACUGUGCCGAAGUUGGAAAUUUUCCUUAGAAUAUUAGUGUAGAUAUGGUAGCAGUAUAUGAUAACAUGUGUCAAAUGGUAGAUUUUCGAUCUACCAAUUAAUAUGCUAAACCCUAUGUAUAAAUUAGGCUUCAGGUUGCCUGACAGGUUUGACAGAUUGGUUUUGGUGGAAUAUGGUAAUCUCUGUAGACUCCUGUUGUAAUUACAUCAUUUCAUUUUUUGAUGUUAAUCCGCACAA